AUGUCGGUGUGCCCUGUCACUCCUCGUGCAGUGCGCCCUUGGGUUCUUUCUUUAACUUGGCCUCACUUCCUCCAUCUUCAUCUUGGCGCUGGGAUGAGGGACCUUUGUGAUUCGACUCGACAUUGGGGGAAAAGAGAAAACCGAAAUUGGAAGAGGCCAUUAUCAACGCUCAUGACGCUCCUUUCAAUCAAGGGCCUCGAAAGCAUCUCACGACGGGCGGGGUUUGGAAACGGAAAACGACUCUGA
Molecule: messenger RNA, 246 nt
Organism: Colletotrichum paranaense
Lineage: Eukaryota; Fungi; Ascomycota; Sordariomycetes; Glomerellales; Glomerellaceae
Exons: 1
Coding region: 1-246 (81 amino acids)
Source: RefSeq, a predicted model, not a curated record